Sinocyclocheilus grahami is the source of this 1707-nucleotide messenger RNA. RefSeq names its product protein-methionine sulfoxide oxidase mical3a. Lineage: Eukaryota; Metazoa; Chordata; Actinopteri; Cypriniformes; Cyprinidae. The transcript is spliced from 5 exons. The record is from RefSeq and is a predicted model, not a curated record. Bases 112 to 468 code for a protein of 118 amino acids.
CUCCACAGAGCCCAGAUCAUUCAGAGGCAGCUGGAGCAGGUGGAAGAGAAACAGAGGCAGUUAGAGGAGAGAGGUGUCGCUGUGGAAAAGGCAUUGCGAGGGGAAGCAGGAAUGGGUAAAAAGGACGAUCCAAAGCUGAUGCAGGAAUGGUUUAAACUGGUCCAGGAGAAGAAUGCCUUGGUGCGCUAUGAAUCGGAGCUGAUGAUAUUUGCUCGUGAGCUGGAGUUGGAGGACAGACAGAGUCGACUGCAACAGGAACUGCGAGAACGCAUGGCAGUAGAUGACCAUCUGAAGACCGAGGAGGAACUUGCGGAGGAGAAACAGAUUCUGAAUGAGAUGUUGGAGGUAGUCGAGCAAAGAGAUUCUCUGGUGGCCCUGCUGGAUGAGCAGAGACUCAGGGAGAAAGAAGAGGAUAAAGACCUGGAGGCGGUGAUGCUCUCUAAGGGUUUCAACCUCAACUGGGCUUAGCAUAACAAUGGCGAAACGCUUCUGACCGCCAGCGAUUCCCAGUUUCACUGCAGGGAGUGUAAAAAAUUGCAGAAAGAAUCGGUCUGUCUCCCCCAUCGAUUUUAUUGGGCAUGUCAACAACGUUUACAAAUCCACUCAUGAGCACUAUGAUGUUUACGAGUUCUCCUGGCACGACUCAGGCCGUUUUGUCCCUCGGCAGCCAAGGCAUUGGUUCUGUGCAAGACGUUCUCUCAUUCAGAAUGGGAGAAUGCGUCAAUUUACAGAUAUAUUUUUAUUUUACUUUUUUUUUUGGACUUGAAAAGGGACAUAUCAAUCCUGCUGACGUUGAGGAAGUCUGAGACUAAUGAUCCUACAAAAAGCCAGUCUUGUUUUUCAGUGAACGUCUGGUCAAACAACUGUUACGUUUUCAUGGGUGAGAGACGUUUGGACUUGGUUUCCUAUAAUGCGUUUUCUACCUUGACUACUGACUGAAAAAGUACAGCUGUUUUCUCUCGCUUCACACUCCUCUCCUGUUUAAUAUAACACACUAUAAGCUUCAGACCUCCAUGCAACAGAUGAAUGAAGUCUUUAGGUGUGGUUCACAGAUGAGCAUGUGAUGGACUUCUGUAAUUGACACAGACACCCAUCAGUGACCGACACGUGUUGUGUUUGUAGCAUUGACAAUUGUACAAUUUUCAAAUCUGUCAGUAGCCACCUGAUAUUAGAGAUAUCGGUGUACGCUGAGAGCGCAACUGUCUCGAUGUUACAUACGUCACUGAUGUUGGUUUCCAUUUGUCUUGAAUGGCGUUACCACACAUAUAUCCUAAAAUCAGUUUACAAUCAUUUAUAAUCCAUGAUGAAUAUCUGAUACUUGUACUAUAGUUUACAUAAAGCAGUGGAGUAUAUAUUAGUAUAUAAACUUCCUCAGUGCAGAUAGUUACAUAUAGAAUAUACAUAUACACCCAAUAUGCAUUGAUAUACAAUCAAAUGCAUUAUGCAUUUUGUUGGUUGGUCAGUGGUUUCAAGAACAGUUAAGACCAGCCACAGCAUUUCUGACUUUAUUUAGCAUCAAAUCAGAUGGAGAAAUGGUGUCCAGUUUCCCAUUUAAUUAUCUGCCACCAAGGUUUGGUGUCGAUCUUUCCACAUCCUCCAGGUUUGGAGCAACAUGCCUUUUUUAACUUCUCAUGCAACAGCUCUUCACAUCCACAGUUUUUUCUUAUCUUUGCAGAGUGUGUUAUUUAUAAUUGUCUUUGUCAAGUU